This is a messenger RNA of Dreissena polymorpha, 2576 nucleotides long. RefSeq lists its product as uncharacterized. The record is from RefSeq and is a predicted model, not a curated record. NCBI's taxonomy places the organism in Eukaryota, Metazoa, Mollusca, Bivalvia, Myida, Dreissenidae. Bases 193 to 921 code for a protein of 242 amino acids. The transcript has 2 exons.
UAUUAAAUAUUAUAUAUAUUAAAGUAUAAUAUGAAAAGGUGGGCAAACUUUUCCAAAAUAAUAUGCUGUAUAUCAAACAUUUGUGAGACACCUUCUGGGGAUCUACUUAUUAUAGACGAAGCUAAUGUGGAAGCAAAGUAGCUGGAUAAGGACUUUAAGGUGAUGACCUACUAAAAGCUGCCUAGCAAACCAAUGUCCAUGUGCAGCAUUGACGGCGGUGUGGUGGCUGUUGCUCUAUACAACAGUGAGAUCCAUUUCAUCAGAGUGACCAAAGCUGGUCGGCAAGUGCAGGAGAGAAAACUGAAACUAGAACAUGAUUGUAGAAGUAUUGCUCACAACCAGGGCUUCUUGUAUAUCACAUCAGGUAUGGCACUACACCAAUACACUGUUUGCGGGAGACUGGUGAGCACAAUUCACGUGGAUAAGUCACUUAGGGCAACAGGUGAAGCCUGUGUUUUCAACCCAUAUGAGAGCGCCGAGGAGAGAGUCAGACUCGCUGCUGGGAUAGACAAUUACUAUCAUUACCACCGUUCAGUAAAUUCCUGUGUGGUCAGCCCAGAUGGGACCAAUUUAUAUGUUUUCCAUGGGUAUAAACUGAUCACACUUUCCAGGGAUGGCACAGUGAUCAACAAACUAGCUUUCUAUCCUGAAAGUGAAGAUAUGUACUGGUAUUCCAUUGUAUACUUCAAUACCGUCAGACCUGCAAAUUUCCUCCACAUAACAGACUCUGGUCAAGUUCUGGUAUGUCGAGCUCUAUCAAACGGGAUCUGCCAGGUUGACAGUGGAGGGAGGCAGAUACGGGCAGAUGUGGUCACAGAGGAUAUGGUUAGAUCCCCAUUAUCUGUCUUCUAUAGUAAACACAGAGCUGCACUGAUUGUGGGAGUGUUAGACAGUGAUUACAUAAUGGUGUUCAAAACUUGAAGAUUUGAUGGUAUUUUAGGUUUCAACUAUUUAAAACAGGCAACAGUUUGUUUUUUUUUAGGGAAAAACAGUUUUCUAACGAAGAAAAAUGGCAACUCAGACUUCGGAUUGGCAACUUUUUUUCUAUAGUGCAAUUGGUUGAUAACUUGAAUAGUGUGGUAUCAAUAGUAUUAUUUGAACUUUAAGGGUAUUAAACUGCACGUAACACAUAUUUAAAUACGGUAAUAAAUAUAACUUAAAUAUUGAUGAAUUGGUAUAUUUUGUAUAAAAAUCCUGUAACAAAAUUGAUUGUAAUUGAAGCUAAUGAAGGUUGUAUUAGGAAAAUUGUGUAAUAUUAUGUUUUAUAUUUGAAACUUUAUAAUAUAAUAUUGAUGUUGAUAUUGUGAUGUUCCCUUAUAUGUGUAAGGAUUUAUUUAUUUGAGAGAAUCAAUGUUACAAUUUUAUUAUCAAUUGAAAAUUUUAAAUAGUUUAAUAUAUAAUCUGACAGCUUAAUUUAGGAAUAUAUGUGUUAUUUUUAUUUUGUACACGCAUACAAAUGACUGUUUUGUAAGUUUUCUAUGUUAUAAACAACUCAGUAAAUAUCUCAUUUUUAAAUGGGAACUAUAGCUUAAGUUUAAAAGAAAUGUUUUAUACUUUAUUGUGUGAAUACCAAUAAGAAAUUGAAAAUGUCAGACAUAUUAGCACACAUUAGCUCAACAUGUUCAUUGGUUGUGAACAUGGUGAGCUUUUGUGUCGCUUUUGUGUAGCUUUUGUCCGUCUUUUGUCGUCUGCCAUCCAUUGCCAACAUGUCAGCAUUUACCUUGUUAGUACUCUAGUGGACACAUUUAUUGUCCGAUCUUCACGAAGCUUUUAAAAUUCCUUAGUCCUGGAGCUCUUAACAGACAUUUUUUUUUUCCCGAUAUGUAUUUUUUAUGCCCCCGAAUCGAAUGAUCGGGGGUAUAUUGUUUUUGGCCUGUCUGUCUGUCAUUGUAUGUGUGUGUCUGUCCCAAAACUUUAACCUUGGUCAUAACUUUUGCAAUAUUGAAGAUAGCAACUUGAUAUUGGGCAUGCAUUUGUAUCUCAUGGAGCUGCACAUUUUGAGUGGUGAAAGGUUAAGGUCAUCCUUCAAGGUCAAAGGUCAAAUAUAUGGCUUCAAAGCGGCGCAGUAGGGGGCAUUGUGUUUCACAAACACAGCUCUUUUUAUGCCCCCCUUCGAAGAAGAGGGGGUAUAUUGCUUUGCUCAUGUCGGUCGGUCCGUCGGUCCGUCCACCAGGUGGUUGUCAGACGAUAACUCAAGAACGCUUGGGCCUAGUUUUAUCUUAAAAACAAUCUAUUGAAGAAUUGGCCAUGUUUGCCUAAUACACCCUCUACAUAUAUAUAUGCAAUUUAAGUACAGUGAAACCUUUUUUUACUGAAAAAAGGUUAGCAAUUUCUUACAUUUAUUUCAAAUUUUCUAGAUUAAAAUAAAGCGUGCUUUAGCUGGGGGUUAAAUGGAAAAUUCCAAAUUCCUAUAAUAAUAAUAGAUGGGCGUAAUUUCCAAAAACUUGGCUUUAGACAGCUUCUGUGAAUUUAUAAGUUGAGCACACAAACUUCAACUAGCUUUUGUUAAUUUAAAUACCAUAACCAUUUUUUCCCACUUGAACCAGCUUUACUACUAAAAGAUACGGAAACCCCAA